UGUCUUCUCAUUGACACCUUCAAGAUGAGCGGAUCUGCCUAUUAUGAGCUCUAUCGCCGUAGCAGCAUCGGGCUAGCUCUCACCGAUACGCUAGACGAUCUUAUCAGUGCACGGCGGAUGGAGCCUCAGUUGGCCAUGAAGAUUCUCGCGAAUUUCGAUCGAAGCAUUACUGAGGUCCUUGCUGACAAGGUCAAGGCAAGAUUGAGCUUCAAGGGCCAUCUUGAUACCUACCGUUUCUGCGACGAAGUUUGGACUUUCCUGAUCAAGGAUGUGAACUUCAAGCUGGAUAAUCAGCAGCAGGUUCAUGCGGACAAGGUCAAGAUUGUGAGCUGCAAUAGCAAGCGCCCUGGAGAAGCCUGAGUGGCGCUAUGCCCUCCUUUCGUUAUGCAUGGGAUCUUGAGAAUACCUCACCAAGAGAUUAGAUCUUUCAUUCGUGCUUGCGUAAAAUUGAUCGUUAUGGGCCUUUGUGCCUUUGCAUUUCUGGGCGUUUGCGGCGUGGGGCGUAUGCGAUACUCUUGACUGAGAGAGUGAUACGAUGAUAUACGUCUUGAAAGAUACCACAAUGAAGUCGAAUAUCUAGAUACAACCUGACAGUAUGCAGCAAUGCAAACAUCAAAAAUCUUGAAAUUAGUAUUCAUCAUCAUACGCAC
This is a messenger RNA of Xylona heveae TC161, 650 nucleotides long. Its product is annotated as transcription initiation factor IIA, gamma subunit. NCBI's taxonomy places the organism in Eukaryota, Fungi, Ascomycota, Xylonomycetes, Xylonales, Xylonaceae. Gene Ontology annotation, biological process: RNA polymerase II preinitiation complex assembly; transcription initiation at RNA polymerase II promoter. The transcript has 3 exons. Gene Ontology annotation, molecular function: TBP-class protein binding; RNA polymerase II general transcription initiation factor activity. Bases 25 to 360 code for a protein of 111 amino acids. Gene Ontology annotation, cellular component: transcription factor TFIIA complex. The record is from RefSeq and is a predicted model, not a curated record.